AUGUCUUCCAAAUCCGAGCUCGACCCUCUCCUGCCCCAGAACGAGCCUGCCCCGGAGAUCCAAGGCUAUGGCUUCUCCAAAUACAGGGGGUAUGAGGGCAUACAACCUCCGGAAGGUCAUGGAGGGUCUCCGAAGCAGUGGGACGGAGAAAUCCAGGCUGUGGAGGGCUACAGAGACGCCGAAGAGGAGGACGCGGAUGCCCAAUCUUUCUCAUUUGAAUCCGCCAAAUCGGCACUGAACAAGGUCGCGUCGAUUUUCUUCGUCGUGGUCUUCUUCGGCCUCGUGAUGACCUUCCUCAGCCCCGACGCAACAGGCCGAGAACAUGUCCCGACACCAAGACCCGUGCCCGUGCCCGAACCCCGUGGAACGGUCGAAGAACGAGCCUUGGCCAUCCUCGACCGCACCCCCUUGAUUGACGGUCACAAUGACCUGGCGAUCUUCAUCCGCGGCGCAUACAAGAACAAACUGCACACCAAGGCGUUUCGGGACAAGUUUGAAAACGGAAACAUGGAACUGAACGUCGACCUGCCGCGGCUGCGGAAAGGUCGAGUGGGCGGCGCAUUUUGGAGCGCUUUCGUGGUAUGUCCGGAUAAUGCUAGCGAGGACUUUUCGGAUGAGCAGUAUGCCACCGCUGUGUCGCAUACUUUGUCCCAGAUCGACUUAAUCCGUCGAUUGCAGGGCGUGUAUGCCGGUAACUUCACCUCUGCGACUUCACCGCUUGACGUUGCAUUGGCGAAUUUCCACACCUCAAAGCGCUUGAUUUCGCCAAUAAGCAUCGAAGGCCUACAUCAGAUUCCCCAGUCGGCGCCUCUUUCCACGUUGCGGUUGUACUAUGCCUUGGGCGUGAGAGCGGCGACACUUACCUGGAAUUGCCACAAUGCUUUUGCGGAUGCCGCGUUAAUUUCAUCUCAGAAUGGGACAAGAGUAGCUCCUUACCAUCGCGGUGGAUUGACCUCGGCAGGCCGUGACGUGAUACGCGAGAUGAACCGACUGGGGAUGCUCGUCGACAUCUCUCAUACUUCAUAUUGGACACAGAAAGCCGUGCUGAGCAACAAGACCUCGGCGGCGCCGGUCAUUUUCUCUCAUUCUUCAGCAUUCGCGUUAUGUCCACACCCCAGAAACGUGCACGACGAUAUUCUCGACCUGGUCAAGGAGACUAAAUCCAUAGUGAUGAUCAAUUUCAGUCCCGGAUUCAUUUCAUGCUUGCCCCCCGCAAACGAGAGUGUGUUGCCGAAGUUUUACGAGAAAAACAACACCUUGCAUCAGGUGGCGAGACAUAUCAUAUAUGUGGGCGAGAAGAUCGGGUAUGAUUAUGUCGGCUUGGGCAGCGAUUUUGACGGGAUGGGCGAGCUAACUCCCAAGGGGCUGGAGGGGGUGGAUCGAUAUCCUGAUCUGAUUGCCGAGCUGUUGCGGCUGGGUGUUAGUGAUGCGGACGCCGCAAAGGUUGCGGGGGGGAAUCUCAUUCAAGUGUGGAAGGCUGUGGACGAGGUUGCAAAGAGAUUGCAGCAGCAAACUCUGGAGGGGGAGGACGAAGUGAGCGGCUGGUAG
Cladophialophora bantiana CBS 173.52 is the source of this 1548-nucleotide messenger RNA. RefSeq lists its product as uncharacterized. Gene Ontology annotation, molecular function: metallodipeptidase activity. The transcript has a single exon. NCBI's taxonomy places the organism in Eukaryota, Fungi, Ascomycota, Eurotiomycetes, Chaetothyriales, Herpotrichiellaceae. Gene Ontology annotation, biological process: proteolysis. The coding region runs from base 1 to 1548 and encodes 515 amino acids. The record is from RefSeq and is a predicted model, not a curated record.